CGUAGAGACCCCGGGCUGGUAGCGGCUUUGAAGCCUUGUUCUCUGGCACCAUGAGCGGACGUAGUAGGGGUCGAAGGUCUUCCCGCGCCAAAGGCCGGGGCAAAGGCCGGGCCAGAGCCCGGGUCCGGGCCGCUGCGGAAGACGCCUGGCGCGACGAGAAGCCGCCACAGAGCCCGCGGCUCGGGGAGGACUCCGCGGCCGCGCAGGUGCAGGCCGGCGCAGCCCAGGGAGGCGCGGAAGCAGCCGAGCCGCGCGACCUCCCGCUGGACUGCGGCCUGGCGUUGCGGGCACGGGCUGCAGGCGAGCGCGGGCUGGCGGCCCCUGAUCCGGACCUGGAGAGGGCCCGUUCCCUCGCCGAGCGCCUGACCAGCGACACCAGCUUCGUGGGAACCGUGGGAGCCUUGGCGAAGCUGCGACGCGGCUCCCGCAUUGGAAAUCGGCGAGUCCCCGGGAGGAAGGCCCCAGAUACUCGGAGCGCCACGGGGAGGGGACCUCAGGCCACAGUUAGUGGGAAGCCUAAGAUGGCCUCUGCGGGGCCGUGUGCCGCUGCUCCAGUGGGGGAGGAAAAAAGGAUGACAGAGAAGCAUGCUGGGGCAGGGUCUCCCGCGACAGUGGGCAGCAUGGAUACCCUAGAGACGGUCCAGCUAAAGCUAGAGACCAUGAAUGCACAGGCUGACAGGGCAUAUCUCAGGCUUUCUCGCAAGUUUGGCCAGUUGCGACUUCACCACUUAGAGCGCAGGAACCUCCUUAUCCAGAGCAUCCCCGGCUUCUGGGGGCAAGCUUUUCAGAACCAUCCCCAGCUGUCAGCUUUUCUGAAUACCAAAGAUAAGGAGGUAUUGAGCUAUUUGAACAGACUGGAAGUGGAAGAACUUGGCCUUGCCAGGUUGGGCUACAAAAUCAAGUUCUACUUUGGCCGAAACCCCUAUUUCCAAAAUAAGGUGCUCAUCAAGGAAUAUGGGUGUGGUCCAUCCGGUCAAGUGGUGUCUCGCUCAGCUCCAAUCCAGUGGCUCCCAGGCCAUGAUCUACAGUCCCUAAGCAAGGAAAACCCAGAAAACAAUGGUAGUUUCUUUGGGUGGUUUUCAAACCACAGCUCUAUUGAGUCUGACAAGAUUGUUGAGAUAAUCAAUGAGGACCUGUGGCCCAAUCCUCUACAGUACUACCUGAUCAGUGAAGAAGCCCGUGGAGAGAAAGGAAAGGAAGACAGGCCAGGUCCAGCAAAACAGCCAGCAGAGAGCCCUGCAACUGCAGUGAGGCAGCCCAACUGAUCUGGCACAGAUCUCCCUACCACCUCUUGCUGGACCCAUUAGGCUGAACGCGUGGGUUUGGUUGUCUGCCUUCUGUUCAUACCAUCUUAUGUACAUGGUAGCCACUUUGGACUUAUCUUCAAGAAUGUGACAUUUGUGAUAAUAUUCUCUGCUUCCCCAUGACCUCACCUUGUCACAGCAGUGUUGCGUGUGUUACAUUCUCACUGUUUGUGUAUCAAUCACUUCUGAUAUAUGACUUUCUCUACACUAUCCAGUCCCCGUUCUUAGCCCUGGCCCUUCCCUCUUUUCUUUCACCUGGACAUUCUGAGUCAUUGUCCAGAUGGACAUUCAAGCUAUGCUGCUUCAUGGCCAGUCAGCUGGGCUUUGUGUCCAUUUUAGCAGUGCAUGUUAUCAGUGGUAAGAUUUUACAUUGCCAUCACAAAAUGAAGCCAGUGCUUUUAUUCUGUAGGUAUGGAGACAUCAACAAAGGUUCUUCCUAGUUUGUUUCCCACUUCAGCGUAGGGUCCAGCAAACCACUGGUGUGGAUGAGGACAAGGGAAAACAGGAGUAUGUUCUGUUCACAUCGUACACCUCUUCUUGCCUCAUAGACAGUCCACUAGUGUGAGCCCUCUUCAUAGACUGGCUAUGCCUGGCUGCAUUGUUUAUCAAAGACCUCAAGAACUGCCUAUGGACCCAGGUACCUUCCCCAUGCAUGAGCUACAAACCUACCUUCCCCAGACUUGAGAAAACCUACUGCUUGUCAGACUGGUGGGCAGCCUGGCAUUUGUGAACAUAUGCUUGUUGCUAUCAUGCUGUGAGCCCUGAGAAGGGUAGGGCUUUGGACCACUUCUUUAUCAACUGGGUAUCUGUGCCAUUUCUCUUAUUCCUUAUUCCUUGCUAAGAAGGGACAAGAAGGAAUUUUGAGGAAGAGAGAUUUUUCACUUCUAUGCCCAUGUUUACGUCACACCUUCAUGCAACUUAGUCCCCUUCCCUAUCAACCUACCUUGGGACUUCCUAUUCUCCUUAUGAACCCUCUCCCUGCCUUUUAAAAUAGUACCACAGUGCAGGCAAAAAAAAAAAAAAAAAAAUCAUCAACCAGACUUUUCUACAUACAGUUAGGGAUGCAGAAAGGGGCUUCCUUUGCACACUCAUCUAGUAGGCUGAGAUAGGAUAAAGAAAAACCAAAAGGCCUCAAGAGAGUCUAUGGUCAGACAUAGGACCUGAAUCCUGGGCUUGUUCUGUAGUUCUAAAGUUAUAUGCAUCUGCUAGAAUUAGAAUCCCUAAGGCAGCAGUGUUGUGGUCUCUUGUUGUGUCUUCUAUCUGUUCCUUUGUAAGACCCAGGGACUUCUUCCUUUUGUCUCAUUUGAUAGCCUAUGCCAUUGGGGUCCCCAGCCCCCAGCUUUCCCACUCAGUAGUGCUUUGCUGUCUUUGUUUCUUAGCCCAAAUGUACUCACUGUGGAAGAAUCCCAAGGUGUUACUCGGGACAGGACAGGCAGAACCUGUCCUAGAUAUUUCUGGUAAGUGUGCAGGCUGAGCUGGACCAUCUCUAUCAAAGUUUGUCUGUGUUCUGACUUAUCUUCUGUGGAAAGUAGAAGUCUGUAAGCCAGCCCCCAUGCUGGUAUGGAAGACUUCAUUUUAAUCUUGGUGAGGGGGUCCUUGACUUAGUGGUAAGGAGAAAAUAGGCAAGGGCAUCAGGACAAGAGAACUUGGUAUUGAGUGGGUCAGUAAAAACUUGAUAGAAAUGCAUUGUGAAGCUGCAGAGAUAGUGAUCCUGUCUCUUAGUGAUGAAGGUGACAGAAGAGACCUUACUCAGCCUUGGGAUGGGAGAGUUAAAGGUGUUGUUGGUAAACAAGAUGCCUGGGCAAGGAUGGAUUCAGAGUUCUGGGCAGUCUUCAUCAUUGUUAGUUAAUUUAUUUUUUUGUAAUUACAGAAACAAACCAAAAGUAAUGUUACUAUAUUGGGUAGAAGUUAACAUCCUAGAGUGUAUAAGAUUAUGCUAAAUGCUGUGUAUUUGUCCUCUAAUUAAAAUCUUACCACUUUUUGUAUUUUUGCCUAAUGAGGAAAACAGAGCUGUAUAAAUUUGCUUUUGCUCUUUAUUAUGUAAAUUUCCAAAAAAUAAGAGUAAAGAAAGUGGUCCCUGUACCCUGUGUACAUUCUACCUAGAAGUAAUGAGUAACCCAAUGUCAUCUGUAGCUUUUUCCUCCUGCAUUUUUCGUGAAAGUCCAAGUGCAUAUACCAGUGCAGCUGGAUCUAGUUUGGGAGCCUGGGGCAUUGAGGUGAAAUGUGCACUCUAAUGAUCACAAUAAGUCCACUAAUGUCAAUUUUGUGUGAAUUGAUGAUUUUUCUAGAAGUGGGACUCAUGAAUGAGUCUUCACAUUUAGUGGAACUCAGAAGAGCAUUGGUGAGGAUAUUCUGCCACGGAUACAAAAGAAGAGACCACUGUGUUGUAGAUCUGCCUAUGACCCUGAUGUAAGGCACUUGAGAUCCUUUUCUCCCUUGUAACAUAGAGACUCAUAUGGACUGUUAGGGUUGCUGUGUUCUGUGAAAAUAAUCAAAUACAACAUAAUCUUUUCAUUAGUCUUUGCAGUUGAUAAUUUGAUAUCCUGGUAAUAAUGUGAUUAUUUCCCUGUUCCUAAGUGGCAUAAAUACUUGCAAGUGUGCAUGUAUGAUGGAAAAAAAUAAAAAAAAAUCUUGUGUCACCAUUGUAUUUAAUAUUACAAGGUAAUAAUUGGAGGGUUAUGAGGCAGGAGCUGAGCAGAAGCAAGGAGUGAGAGGUGUAUACUAGCCUAAGUAAGCAGGUCCCAGGCCUCAGGCCUUUGCCUGACAAGUUACACAAGAAUA
Messenger RNA from Mus pahari (shrew mouse), 4085 nucleotides. It is a transcript of the gene Tspyl5, whose product is annotated as TSPY like 5. Gene Ontology annotation, cellular component: chromatin; nucleus. The record is from RefSeq and is a predicted model, not a curated record. Lineage: Eukaryota; Metazoa; Chordata; Mammalia; Rodentia; Muridae. Bases 51 to 1265 code for a protein of 404 amino acids. Gene Ontology annotation, biological process: nucleosome assembly. Gene Ontology annotation, molecular function: chromatin binding; histone binding. The transcript has a single exon.